AAACGAGGGGAACGUAAUAAGGAUAAGCCGCUUUUGCGAAGAAAAUCAGAUUUGCCAGCUGAUUGUGGCACGGUUCGUGCACUCAUUGAGCACAAGAGACCAGAUGAGUUUCUAAAGACUACACCGGAUAUUAAUAAGUGUUAGAGAUGACAUUUCGUGGCAAGUUGUACUUAGCUGGCAAUGUUGAAAAAUUAUUCCGAUAGCAAACGCAGGCGUUAAACAUAAACAGAGUAUAUAAACAAAAAUAAUAUAUAAAGAAGUAUAUAGGCUUUAUAGGCUUUAUAUGUUGAAUACACACAUUGGUUUCAUAUAAUAUAUUGAACUUAAAUUUUACAAAAAGUAAAUCUACUGUUAAGUGCAGAAUAUUAACAACAAACUGUAUUACUCGUAAUAAAUUUCUUUAAAAAAUUCGAAGAAAUUAAAAAUUAUUUGCUUAUUUUAUGCUCAAAAUAAUACUUAAGUGAGCAAGUUUGUUUUUUUUUUCUUUUAAAUACUUUAUUUAGUUUAACAUAAUUUAAGUUAACAAUUGUUAAAGCAGCAUAAUAUUAUAAAAAAUUUUCUUUAAAUAUAUAACAAUUUUUUUCACGUAUAUGUAUAGAACAUAUUCUAAUCUUAUAUAUUUGAAUUAUUAUUAAAUUGAAGUCUUUAUGCAGUAUAAUUUUUAUUUGAAAGCAGAAUUAUACAAAUCGUAUAUAAGAAUAAUAUAGAAAUGAUUUAUCAACAGAAAUUUGAAAUACAGUUAACAUAGUUAAA
Messenger RNA from Teleopsis dalmanni, 753 nucleotides. RefSeq names its product serine/threonine-protein phosphatase 2A 56 kDa regulatory subunit delta isoform-like. Gene Ontology annotation, molecular function: protein phosphatase activator activity. The record is from RefSeq and is a predicted model, not a curated record. Gene Ontology annotation, cellular component: protein phosphatase type 2A complex; nucleus; cytosol. Gene Ontology annotation, biological process: signal transduction; protein dephosphorylation. Lineage: Eukaryota; Metazoa; Arthropoda; Insecta; Diptera; Diopsidae.